Molecule: messenger RNA, 916 nt
Organism: Erigeron canadensis
Lineage: Eukaryota; Viridiplantae; Streptophyta; Magnoliopsida; Asterales; Asteraceae
Exons: 4
Coding region: 35-838 (267 amino acids)
Source: RefSeq, a predicted model, not a curated record
AACAAUAGCAGCAAAGAAGAAGAUUUGUAUUGAAAUGGAAGAAAUAGUUACUAUUGAUUGGAAUGAUUCUAAGUUCGAGAAAGAUGAAAUAUAUGAACACAUCAAUGCUCCCCAGUGGCUAGAUUUUUCCAAUGCUGCAAAUUCUCUUCGUCGCCUUCAUGAUGAUGAUGUCGACGAUGAUGAUGCUUGGUUUUGCCGACCUGAUUGUAAUCAUCCUAAAACAGCUGAUGAUAUCUUCGUCAAAAUAGUGCCAAAUCACUUUAAGGAUCAAAUAUCGGAUAAUGUCUCCCAGAUCCCUUCACUAGAUGACCGAAAUCGGAGCCCAUUUAGCAAAACAAAAGCAAAGAAAACAAGAAACCCGUUAAGAAAAGUCACAAGAAUUACUGAAAAUGUUCAGGAUAGUGAGAAUCAAAACCCGAAUUUCUUAACUCAAACAGAUUAUCUCAAAUCGAGCAUACACAGGAAAAAGACAGAUGACAGUUCUACAUUAAAAGAAGAAACUCCAAGAAGGCUGAAAAGUACAUUUUCAGCACGGAAUUUGUUUGCAGGAAAAAAUAUAUUGAAUCAGAUAACAGAUUUUUGCAGUGAAUUGAAAAAACUGGCAACAAGAAAAAAGGAGAAAAUUUAUGAACAUCACGAGAAAACGACUGCACAAAUGAAACUGGAAAUGGGAGUGUUGCAAGAGAUUGAAAUUCAAAAGAAGCCUUUGUUAGAAGCAAGAAAAGCGAAAAAUGAAGUUAUGGAUAAAAAACCAGAAGCAAUGGCAAAGAAAAACUUGGACAUAAAAAACAGAUCGACAACACAUCCAAGAAUAUGGGAGAUUGGCAAUACUAAAUAAGUAUAUAUGUUAUUAUGUUCCAUAUAAGUUUUGAGAGCCUACACAUUUUCUUGCUUAAAUGUUAGAGAUAAGAGGUAU